Drosophila kikkawai is the source of this 1737-nucleotide messenger RNA. It is a transcript of the gene Ir48c, whose product is annotated as Ionotropic receptor 48c. The record is from RefSeq and is a predicted model, not a curated record. Lineage: Eukaryota; Metazoa; Arthropoda; Insecta; Diptera; Drosophilidae.
AUGUUGCUUCUUAAAAUCUUUCUUAUAAUAAAUACCAGCCUAAAACUCAUUUCCACAAAUUCAGAGAAUAUAAUCAACGAAUUAACUUUAAAGUUAAAUAUAAAAACUCACAUUUAUUAUGGUUUCAGCAAGGAGACCUUCGAGGAACUCAAUUUGAAAACAAAUCAACCCAAAUUACUGAUUUUCAACAACAUAAGUGAAGAGUUUAAGACAGAGCACGAUGACCCUGUGCUGGUAAUAAUGAAUUUAGAAGCUGAUCUCGAUUUUAAUCUGGUGCCAAUAGAGGUGCUAAAAUCCUAUUUUACAGAUAGGCAAUAUAAUGAUAUAUUGCUUAUGGAUACAGACAAAAAUGAAGAGAAAAGUUAUAUGGAAAUAAGCAAAGUUUAUUGGGAUGCUGGAUUUUCUUAUGUAUUAAUUUACGCCUCUCAAGAAGAGCAACUUUGGUCACUGAGGCCCUAUCCCUACUUGGAGAUCAAGCAAAGUAACUUGGAAGAAUAUAUAAAAUCCCGUAAUAAUCGCAAUUUAAGGGGCUAUCCCCUGAGAGUGCUGGUGACCAAUGAUCCACCCCAUUGCUUUGUGGACGAGGAAGAGCCCCCGGAGUCCAAGGAUCGAUACAAGGGCAGCAUCAUAGAAAUAUUCAAGCUGUUUGCUGAGCAACUCAAUGCCACCUUCCAGGCGGUACCCUUUCCCGGCCUCCGGAGAUACUCCACCUACGAGUGCCUCAACCUGGUGCAGGACAACGAGACGGAUGCAUGUGGGAGCAUCUUCAUCAGGACGUACAAGUAUCCCACCAGCCACCCAGUUCGCCUCAAUCGCGUGGCCAUAAUGGCUCCCUUUGGCAAUCCCAUCGACAAGUUCUACUACUUCUUCAGGCCCUUUGACUUCUAUGUUUGGAUUGCCAUUGGUUUGAUGGUGGUCUACAUGUGCCUAAUGGGUUCCUUGCUCCAUCGCUGGCUUUAUGGCAGCUGGGAUGUGGGUCAGUACCUCCUGCUGGCGGUGCAGACUCUGCUGACCAGGGAACUCUCACUGCCGCAGUGUUCUGGAGGCUCCAAGCUAAUGCUGUUGCUCCUGCUCUUUGCCAUUGGUUUUGUUUUGUCCAAUCUGUACGUGGCUUUGCUCUCCAUGAUGCUCACCACGAAGCUCUAUCAAAGACCCAUCGACAACCUGGCCGACUUAAAGGCGGCCAAUGUGAACAUAUUGCUGCAGCAGCACAAUAUUCGACCCAAUUCCAUUUAUGGAAGUUCAGAGGAGCUCAGGGAGCGAUUCCUACUAGUGGAGGAGGAGCUGCACAUGCAGCUUAGGGAUGUCCUGGACCCCAACUAUGCCUAUGUGGACUCGGAGGAUCGCAUGGAUUUUUAUCUCUACCAGCAAAAGUUCUUGCGUAGGCGACGCAUGAAGAAGCUAGCCAAUCCGGUGGGCUACACCUGGGCUGUCCAGGUGAUACGACAGAACUGGGUGCUGGAACGGCUGUACAAUGACCACAUCCAGCAACUCUUUGAGAGCGGAUUGCAAGACAAACUGGUGGAGGAUGUUCAUGAGUUGGCCGUAAAGGCAGGCUUCCUGCACUUUUUCCCCACACAAAGCCAAACCAUCGAACCUUUGAGGCUUGAGGAUAUUGUGAUGGCAGCCAUGGUCUUGGGCGGUGGCCACGCCCUCGCCGGGAUCUGUUUCCUGGGUGAGCUCACAUACUCAUUCCAAUCGCAAUCGUUGUUGCUUGAAUCACGGGAAUGGCAAUAG